AUGUAUCUGACCAGCGGGGCCCGCAUGUCAACAGCCAACUUGGCAUAUUUUUUUGCACAAAACCCCUUUGUUAUAAAUUUAAUCACUCAAAGCCGCGACCUUGCCGGAGCCUCGUCACUGGCUCGCCGGAGCCCCGUCGCCUCGACCUCGCCGGCCUCCCCUCGACGGAGCCCCGUCGCUGGCUCGCCGGAGCUCCGGGCCCCUCUUCCUGCUCCCACCCUGCUCCGCCCCAAACGACAGAGAAUGGGUGCUCCCUCCACCGCGCCCUCCCCCUCCCCGCCAGCGCUGCCCGAGGCCUCCCCGCCGAACGACGAGACGCCACCCGAGGACUCCUCACCGGAGCUGCCGCCGCCGCUGCGGCUGCGCGGCGGCAUGCAGUAG
This is a messenger RNA of Aegilops tauschii subsp. strangulata, 381 nucleotides long. NCBI's taxonomy places the organism in Eukaryota, Viridiplantae, Streptophyta, Magnoliopsida, Poales, Poaceae. The record is from RefSeq and is a predicted model, not a curated record.